UGAUGUGAGUCGGUGUGACCGACCGACCGACCAAGCAACCGCAUGAAGCAACAGGCGGUUGUUGUGGCGUCUGAUCUCCUCAGUCUCUAACGACAAAGGCAACAGUUCAUAACGUAGCGCGCGCAAAACAACUCGAAAAAAAACGGAAAAUAUAACGCAAAGAACAGAAAACAGUUGCAGUUCUUCAAGCGUUCCAACGAAUCUCAAUCUCGAUCAAAAUGAGUUGCGGAAUAUCUAUGGUCAAAUAUAUAUUAUUUAUAUUUAAUUUGCUAUGCUCGAUAUGCGGCAUCUUGUUGAUUGUGUUUGGAGCCCUGUUCUUCAGCAACAUCCAAAAUGUCGAUGACUUUACCGAGGCACUGCGCACUCAACAGGUGCCCGUAACAAUGAUUGUGCUGGGCACGAUUAUAUUGUUGAUCUCAUGGUUCGGCUGCUGUGGCGCCAUUCGCGAAUCCUACUGCAUGUCCAUGACGUAUUCCAUAUUGCUGUUUGUGCUGAUGAUUGGACAGCUGGCGUUUGUCAUUUACAUAUGGUUGCAGAAGGACAGAUAUCUGGUUAUGAUGGGCGAUGUGGUUGAGAAGGCCUGGGAACGUCGCACUCGACGUUCCGACUACAUGGAUGCCAUACAGAAAAGCAUGGAGUGCUGCGGUCGCAGCAGCUUUACCGAUUAUGCCUUCCAAGGAUACUUCCCGCCCUCCUGCUGCAGGGAUCCCAACCACUGUGGCCCGGAGAGCGUUUAUCGUCGCGGUUGCAAGGAGGCCUUUGUCGAUUACUGGGACAGAAACAGCACCGCGAUCAAGUACAGCGGCCUGGUUAUUGCCGCCAUUGAGUUUGUGGGCUUUGUGUUUGCCUGCUGUUUGGCGAACAGCAUUCGAAACUAUCGACGCCGGGCGGACUAUUAAUGGAUUCGACGCAUCCAGAUCGAAAACAUCCAAGAAGGAGAUGUCAACGUUGCCUUACUAUGUUUAAAUGAAACCGAAAGUACGAAUAAUGUUGCCCAAAAACUUUUACAAAUUAUACAUACAAGUAUUUAAAUGGCCAUUACAA
Molecule: messenger RNA, 1044 nt
Organism: Drosophila innubila
Lineage: Eukaryota; Metazoa; Arthropoda; Insecta; Diptera; Drosophilidae
Product: 23 kDa integral membrane protein
Exons: 6
Coding region: 219-899 (226 amino acids)
Cellular component (GO): membrane
Source: RefSeq, a predicted model, not a curated record